This is a messenger RNA of Durusdinium trenchii, 1275 nucleotides long. Lineage: Eukaryota; Dinophyceae; Suessiales; Symbiodiniaceae. The record is from the annotation of a GenBank genome assembly.
CCCCUUUUGGACAGGAUGCUAACGACCAGACUUGAGGGUGGGUGGUAAGCCAUGGCCUCUCGCCCGCGAGGAAACACCGCGCAUAACGCUGGAUGACACGAGCAGCAGCAGCGGUGAUGAAAAGACCCGCGGUGGGUGCGACCACGGUGGCGACAAAGGCCAAGGCGACAGCCAUGAAGACAUCGACUGCCAUGAAGGCAUCUCCUGCAAGGAAGGCGCCCUGUGCCAUGAAAGUCACUGCCAUGAAGACUUCUGCCAUGAAGGUUUCAGCCAUGAAGGUGACUGCUAUGAAGACAACGGUAAUGAAGGCAACAGCAAAGAAGGGUUCGGCAAUGAAAGGCACUGCUCUGAAGAAGCCUCCAGUGAAGAAGAAACUGACCACCACAAAAGCUGUUCGAAGAAAGCCAGCAGUGAAAAAGGUCCCUGCGAAGAAGAAGAGGCCUCCUGCGUGGAGGGAUGCGAUCGAAGGCUUGGUGAAGACCAAACGCUGCAAGGACUUCCUUCGCUAUGCCCACCGCAUAGAGGACAUCAACGAGGUGGCUCUUCGGUAUCCUGGCUGGCUCGGGGCGUUGGCUCGCAAUCAGAUGGGGGGUGCACCCAGCAGUUCGGAAAAGCUGCAUGUCCUUUUGGAGCUGGGUUUGGAUCCGGACACGGAGGACCUUCUGCUGGAAUCCAUCUACGGACCUGGGAACAGCUUUGAGCUUCUCCUGGACUAUGGUGCAGAUCCCCUGGGUCGCAACCCACAGAAGUCCUAUAUGGGCUGCCCCUUUUGCGUAGCAGCCCAUGAGGAAAACGACGGGAGAGUCUAUCAAGUGAGUCGCCUCAAGGAGGCCUUGUUUGAACACCCAAAGUAUGAGCACAGUGCGGAGCAAGAGUGGCUGUCAGCGGUGGAGCGCAUGCACGAGAUGUUGCUGCAAGAGCAUGGAAUAGGAGCGGGACAACGAUGUUUUGCGGAUGGCGAUGAAGAUGUUGCUUCCAAGGAGAUGUUAGAUCUGGUGUUCGAGAGGGUAUCUACCAGCUUCUUAGCUCCUUCGUGACCAGAGUCUCUGUUGGUGACCCGACGGAGACACUUCCAGUACGAGAAGAAGUUUCUGAGGGACACUCUCCUGCAAAACGUGGAGAAUCUAGACUUGCUGAUACCUGUGUAAUUCUCGAGCUCCGGUGAGCAGAACCAGCGUGCAGGUGAAGAAAAAGUGUGGAAAAAGUUCUUGGCAUAUAUAUUUAUGCGUGUGUCAGUGUGUUUUUAAUAUGUUUAAAGUUUGUAUUAUAUAAUAU